This is a messenger RNA of Bufo bufo (common toad), 926 nucleotides long. RefSeq names its product crystallin gamma N (gene CRYGN). NCBI's taxonomy places the organism in Eukaryota, Metazoa, Chordata, Amphibia, Anura, Bufonidae. The transcript has 4 exons. Gene Ontology annotation, biological process: visual perception; lens development in camera-type eye. Gene Ontology annotation, molecular function: structural constituent of eye lens. The coding region runs from base 307 to 858 and encodes 183 amino acids. The record is from RefSeq and is a predicted model, not a curated record.
UUCAUGCUUUUCGCUCUAUACAUAAAAGGAGCAGUGAAAGUGCCGUUCUCAUCAGCCAAAUUCCUGCAGAGCAAAUCUUUUGUCUGCAUGUCUACAAUAUGUUGAAAGUCUGGGAUCAGCAGUGUUGGAUACAGGGGAUUGUGUCUACCAAGCAGAAAUGCUAAACCUUCUAUAGUUGCUGUUUUGUUCCAUGAGGCUCGCGAUAUCAGCCUCUGUCUGAACUGUCAUAUAUAUUGGAGUGUCCAAUUUUUCUGCCUGUCACAUUUGUUGGCUCCUUCGUUGGUUUGGACACUGUCCAGUGCAAAGAUGUCUCAGUAUUCUGGAAAAAUCAUUUUCUAUGAGGGAAAAGGUUUCACAGGAAGGAAACUGGAGGUCUUCGGAGACUGUGAUAACUUUCAAGACAGGGGAUUCAUGAAUCGUGUCAAUUCCAUCCGUGUAGAAAGUGGAGCCUGGAUCUGUUAUGAUCACCCUGACUUUAAAGGGCAGCAGUACAUUCUGGAACAUGGAGAAUAUCCAGACUUCCAUCGCUGGAAUGGGCACAAUGAUCACAUGGGAUCCAGCAGACCAGUCAAAAUGCAUGGAGAACAUUACAGACUGGAACUGUUUGAGGGAUGUAACUUCACUGGUCAAUGCAUGGAGUUUUGUGAAGAUUGUCCUUUUCUCCAAGGGCACGGCUGGAACAAGAACUGUGUGAAUGCCAUGAAGGUCUAUGGUGAUGGAGCCUGGGUACUGUAUGAAGAACCCAACUACCGUGGACGUAUGUACAUCGUGGAGAGAGGAGACUACCGCACGUUCAACGAAUGGCAGGCCCAGAGUGCGAACAUCCAGUCCAUCAGACGGGUGGUGAACUACUUCUAAGUGCUGAAUUUUAACCUCGGUGAAAGGGACAAUCAAACUCUCAAUAACAUUUACCUCUCCUUUGUGAA